Pleurotus ostreatus (oyster mushroom) is the source of this 1104-nucleotide messenger RNA. RefSeq lists its product as uncharacterized. The record is from RefSeq and is a predicted model, not a curated record. The transcript is spliced from 5 exons. Bases 1 to 1104 code for a protein of 367 amino acids. Gene Ontology annotation, cellular component: TIM23 mitochondrial import inner membrane translocase complex. NCBI's taxonomy places the organism in Eukaryota, Fungi, Basidiomycota, Agaricomycetes, Agaricales, Pleurotaceae. Gene Ontology annotation, biological process: protein import into mitochondrial matrix.
AUGAACAUAUCCUUCCUCCAUACCUGUCCUCAUUUUGCGAGGUCAAGCGGCAUUCGAGCCACGAAAUGGUUGUCGGGUGCUUUCGCUAGCAGACAUUACGCGACCCACCGUGAUCCUACAAUUGCUUCUUCACCGCUUUCCCAGUCGCUCGACACAGGACGACGGAGUACAUCUCGACUCGAGUCUGCGGGCCCGUUUCAACUCGGAGUCUCGCCAAAUCGUGGACAGCCCGCCAAGAAAUGGUCUGAGCUCAGUGCCGGAGGCAAAGUCAUACGCACAGGUGCUCGCACGACGAAUCUGACCGUGAUUUUGCUCGGAGCCGGGUUCUCGGCCUUGCUGGUCUACUCCUUAACUACUGAGCUCUUUUCGAAGAACUCACCAACGGUGCUGUACGGUGAUGCUUGCAAACGAAUCACGGCUUCUCCUCAGGUCGCAAAAUAUAUGAACGGUCCAUUCACCUUCCACAAUAACCCGCCCUCGGCUAUCCGUCCUCGGCACCGCAAUCGACAUGUCUCGUCCCAAAUUAUGGUUGACUCAACAGGCCGAGAACACAUGAUCAUGAACUUUUACAUACAGGGCAAGCCACCGGGUUCACAGCAUACAUCUGACGAAUCAUACUUUGACUCGAUGUCAACUUGGAGCAAGGAGACUCUUGAGUCAUUCUCAAAGAUGACAACAGAUGAUGGUAUCGUUUGGGUGAAAGACACAGCUGCGGACAUAUCGGAACGAGCUAAGAGACUUUUCAAAUAUCUGAGCGGCUCGCCUAUGCCUCCACCGCCGUUACCUACUCCAUCACUGUCACCCGAGGGAAAGGAUAUGUCCAGAAGGCAGGAUAGCGGGGUAUGGAGUCUAACGGGGAUGUUCUCCUCUCUGAAAGGCACGAAAUCAGCAUAUUCUGAGGCCGCUACAUCCGAACCAGACGGCAGAAUAUGGACCGAGGGCGAAGUACACGCUGAUUUGAUCAAGAAUAACGAUGGUUACUUCGUGUUCCGCUAUCUGUUGAUCGACAUCCCGAGUUCGCGGUCCAGGGACUCGGUACGCGUUUUCGUUGAGCGCGCCCCGACUGUGAGGAUAGACGAGCCGGUCAUACGAUGGAAUUCAUAG